This is a messenger RNA of Vitis vinifera (wine grape), 2541 nucleotides long. RefSeq names its product inosine-5'-monophosphate dehydrogenase. Gene Ontology annotation, cellular component: cytoplasm. The coding region runs from base 73 to 1584 and encodes 503 amino acids. The transcript has 3 exons. Gene Ontology annotation, molecular function: IMP dehydrogenase activity. Lineage: Eukaryota; Viridiplantae; Streptophyta; Magnoliopsida; Vitales; Vitaceae. The record is from RefSeq and is a predicted model, not a curated record. Gene Ontology annotation, biological process: GTP biosynthetic process.
UGUUUUUGUAUUUCGCUCAUAAAAAACCCUAGCCUUCCUCCUCCCUCUGCAACUUCCGGUGCUGUCGGAGGCAUGGACGGAGCUCCCAUCGAAGACGGUUUUCCGGCGGUGAAGCUCUUUAACCAAGGCUACUCCUACACUUACGAUGACGUUAUCUUCCACCCUGGUUACAUUGACUUCCCCGCCGACGCGGUCCAGCUUGGCACCAAACUCAGCCGCAACGUCCACCUCUCAAUACCCUGCGUGGCGUCGCCGAUGGACACCGUCACCGAAUCUGCCAUGGCCGUGGCCAUGGCCACUGUUGGCGGCGUCGGAAUCAUCCACUCCAACAACUCCGCUGCGGAGCAGGCGGCGUUGGUCCGUUCCGCCAAGUCGCGGCGUGUUCCUUUCGUGUCGGAUCCAGUUGUGAAGUCCGCGUUCGAUUCGGUGGAUUCGGUUUCGGAUUUCGGUUCUGCGCCGUACGUUUUGGUGACGGAAUCGGGAACGGCAAAGUCGAAGAUGUUGGGAGUGGUGUUGAGGUCUGAUUGGGAGAAAUUGAGCGAUAAGGGAGUGAAGGUUUGUGAGUAUAUGGUGAGUUCUCCGGAGUCGGUUCCGGCUAGCUAUGAUUUUGAGCAAGUGGCGGGGUAUUUGGCUGCAAAGAAGCUCAGUUUUGUGCCGUUGGUAAGGGAUGAUGAAGUGGUGGAUGUGGUGACCACGGCGGAUGUGGAGAGAAUUCGUGGUUUUCCGAAACUGGGGAUGCCGUCGUUGGAUGCAAAAGGCGAGUUCUUGGUGGGAGCGGCGAUAGGGACGAGAGAGUCGGAUAAGGAAAGGUUGGAGCAUUUGGUGAAGGCAGGUGCCAAUGUUAUUGUAUUGGAUAGCUCACAAGGGAAUUCAAUUUAUCAAAUUGAGAUGACCAAGUAUGCCAAGAAAAUGUUUCCGGAAGUUGAUGUGAUUGGUGGGAAUGUGGUUACGAUAAGACAAGCUCAAAACUUGAUUCAGGCAGGGGUGGAUGGGUUGAGAGUUGGGAUGGGGUCUGGCUCCAUUUGCACCACACAGGAGGUUUGUGCAGUGGGAAGAGGGCAGGCCACUGCUGUUUACAAGGUAUCUUCUAUUGCUGAGAGAAGUGGUGUGCCAGUCAUUGCUGAUGGUGGCAUUUCAAACUCUGGGCAUAUCGUCAAGGCUUUGACUCUUGGAGCAUCUACGGUGAUGAUGGGGAGCUUCUUGGCUGGAAGCAGUGAAGCUCCUGGGGCCUACGAGAAUAAGAAUGGUCUCAAGAUUAAGAAAUAUAGAGGCAUGGGAUCCCUAGAAGCCAUGACUAAAGGGAGUGAUGCUCGAUACUUGGGUGAUACAGCUAAGCUGAAGAUUGCCCAGGGUGUUGUUGGAGCAGUUGCAGACAAAGGUUCUGUUUUAAAGUUUAUACCUUACACAAUGCAAGCAGUUAAGCAAGGGUUCCAAGAUCUUGGUGCGUCUUCUCUGCAAUCUGCUCAUGACCUGCUAAGAUCAGAGUUAAGGCUUGAGGUGAGAAGAACUAUUUCUCAUUACCAUUCUGUUCUAUUUACAUGGAUUAUCUGCUGGAUCUUCCUGCAGUACAUGAUGUAUCAAUAAAGCAUUCUGUGCUAUAUGCUUUGCAGAUAGCCAAAGGUUGUAUUAUUAGUGGUUUUUCUACCUCCAUCUAGUUCUUUUAUGGCAAAAGAAAAUUGUUUUGAGCUCUUUCUUUUUCUAGCAGAAAACUUGUUUGGUUCUCUCUACCAACAGCUCCAGAUGAAGCUUUCCAAAAGAACUAGUGAUCUAGAUAGCAAACAAUCCUUGUCUUGAACCUAUGGUUCUGUGCACUCACUUCUCAUCUUGGUGUCCACUUGAUUGCUCUAUAAAACCAAACGAGUGCUGAUGAAUUCAACUGUUUUAUAUAUAUAUAGAUAUAUUUAUAUAUAGAUAGAUAGAUAGAUGGAUAGGUAGGUGUUUAUGACCAGUUUAAGAAAGUGAGUAGAUCCCCUUGUAGCUGUCAUUUCACCCAAAAUGUGGUCCCUUUGAACUUAUGGUUUGCACCAUUUUCUAGCUUGGACUCUUGUUUGUGAUCAUCCUCCAAUACUCUUUUCCUUUCUAUUCCCUUGGUUUGUACUCCGCCUGAAGAUUUAUUGUUUUUCCUUCUGCUUGUACAGGUCCGUACUGGAGCAGCGCAAGUUGAAGGUGGAGUUCAUGGGCUGGUUUCUCAUGAAAAGAAGUAUUUUUGAUCUCUCAAACUAUCAAGCAACACUUCGGCUGCUUUUCUCCUGGUAAAUUAACUUUGAAGUCUAUUCAGGGUUGAAAUAUGAUAAUAUAGCAUGAGCAACAAUCAAGUUAACCAGAGCUGGGGCAUUCACUUUGGAGAGCUUCCUUGUAUAAUUCGUUUUCAUUUUAAUGUAUUCUUGUAUUUGAUGUGGAAGAAAAGUAACUUGCCCCACAGGGCGAUGGAGUCCUGGUCAGGAAUAUUUAUCCGAAUUCUUCUUGAGAUACUUUGUUUAGUUUUAACAUGUUUUGGAGAUUUCGUCUUGUUGAUAAUAUAUUUAUUACCUUGAAAUUUUA